Molecule: messenger RNA, 2672 nt
Organism: Erigeron canadensis
Lineage: Eukaryota; Viridiplantae; Streptophyta; Magnoliopsida; Asterales; Asteraceae
Product: leucine-rich repeat extensin-like protein 4
Exons: 1
Coding region: 49-2421 (790 amino acids)
Molecular function (GO): protein binding
Source: RefSeq, a predicted model, not a curated record
CUAGCUACUCAUUCUUUCUCUCUCUCUUUUUUGUUUCUCCAAACCACCAUGCCACCACCGCACCUCCUCCUCUUAACCCUUCUUAUCUCCGCCGCCAUCCACCACAUCUCCGCCCAAAACAACACCCCUGAUGUAAACACACUCACUUUCGAAAACCCAAGACUUAGACAAGCCUACAUUGCCUUACAAGCCUUAAAAUCAGCUAUUUUGUCUGACCCAUUUAACUUUACUACAAAUUGGUCUGGCCCAAAUGUUUGUUCUUAUAGUGGGGUGUAUUGUGCCCCGUUUCCGAGUAACCCGUCUAUCCGCGUGGUUGCAGGAAUAGACCUCAACCACGCGGAUAUCGCAGGUUAUUUACCUGAUGAGCUUGGUUUGUUAACCGAUUUAGCUCUGUUUCAUAUCAACUCAAACCGGUUUUGUGGAACCGUUCCGAGUAGUUUCAAAAAUCUUACUUUGUUAUAUGAGCUUGAUUUAAGUAAUAACCGGUUUGUAGGAGUGUUUCCAACUGUUGUUUUAUCGUUACCGAGUUUAAAGUAUUUAGAUCUUCGGUUUAAUGAGUUCGAAGGGGGAGUUCCUUCGGGACUCUUUGAUAAAAACCUUGACGCGGUUUUUUUAAAUGAUAACCGGUUUCAGUUUGGGAUACCAGCGAAUCUGGGUAAUUCGCCGGUAUCUGUACUUGUUAUGGCAAAUAAUAACCUCGGGGGAUGUAUUCCCCCGAGCAUUGGUAAAAUGAGCAACACAUUAAACGAGAUUAUUCUCAUGAAUGAUAACUUGACCGGGUGUAUACCCGUUCAAGUUGGGUUGUUAAAAAAAGUGACUGUGUUUGACGUAAGCUUUAACAAGCUCCAGGGCCCGCUGCCCCCGGCGAUUGGUGGAAUGAGAAGUGUGGAGCAGUUGAAUGUGGCGCAUAACCGGCUCACUGGUGUUGUGCCGGAUAGCAUUUGUAGGUUACCGAGGUUGGAGAACUUUACGUUCUCGUUUAAUUACUUUACUGGUGAGGCGCCUUCAUGUGGGGCCUCACCAGGUAAAGUGUUUGAUGAUGGACAGAAUUGUAUUGUUGGUAAAAUGAAUCAGAGAAGUGUUAGGCAGUGUUCUUAUAGAGAUGCAAGGCCUGUUGAUUGUAGAAAGUUACAAUGUGGCGGUUUUUCGACACCAUCUGUUCCAACUACGCCGUCGGUUCCAAGACCGUCUCAACCACCUACCACCGUGCCAACACCAAUGCCUCCAUCUAGCCAGCCUUCUUUACCACCGCCUAGUUCCGGGUCAUCACAACCGCCUAGCUCUGGGUCAUCACCAGGUAGUAAAACACAUCCUCCACCACCACCAACGGUUACCCAUCCACCGUCUACAUCACCCGUCACACCACCAACUGGUCAACCUCUCCCAUCACCACCGCAUGGAGGCUAUCAAUCCCCACCUGGAAGCCAUCAAUCACCACCAGGGAGCCACCAAUCACCACCGCAUGGAGGUUACCAAAAUCCACCAGGAAGCCACCCAUCGCCACCACAAGGAGGCUACCAAUCGCCACCUGGGAGUCAUGGAUCACCGCCAGGAAGCCACCAAUCACCACCACAUGGAGGCUACCAAUCUCCACCAGGAAGCUACCAAUCCCCACCACCAAGUGGAGGUUAUCAAUCGCCACCUGGAAGUCAUGGAUCACCGCCAGGUAGUCACCAAUCACCACCAGGAAGCUACCAGUAUCCACCAGGCAGCCACUCAUCGCCACCACCAAGUGGAGGCUACCAAUCGCCACCCGGGAGCCACCAAUCACCACCACAUGGAGGCUACCAAUAUCCUCCAGGAAGCCACCCAUCGCCACCACAAGGAGGCUACCAAUCUCCACCAGGAAGCCACCUAUCGCCACCACCAAGUGAAGGCUAUCAAUCGCCACCCGGAAGCCAUGGGUCACCGCCAGGAAGCCACCAAUCACCACCGCAUGGAGGCCAUCAAUCACCACCAGUAAGCCACCAAUCACCACCACAUGGAGGCUACCAAUAUCCUCCAGGAAGCCACCCAUCGCCACCACCAGUAAGCCACCAAUCACCACCACAUGGAGGCUACCAAUCGCCGCCAACAAGUGGAAGCCAUGGAUCACCACCAGGAAGUCACCAAUCACCACCACCACCAACGUCAGGAUCAUCACCCGAAACACAUUUCUCCCCACCACCACCAUCAAUCGGAUGCACUCUACCUACACCGCCACCACCACCAGCAUCACAACCACAACCACAUUCUCCACCACCACCCACAAACCACCACUACACACCACCAUCGCCGUCACCACCACCACCUCAUCAUACUAAACCACACCCAUCACCAUCACUACAUCCACCACCACCACCAUCCGAUUCCACCCCACUUCCGCCAGUAAUCGGAGUUUCUUACGCCUCUCCCCCUCCUCCGGUAAUACCCUACUAUUAAUCCAAAUCCAUCUAUACAUAACCCAACUUCCAAACAUUGGUAAAAAAAAGAGCAUCAUAUAUAGAGAUUGAUGUUAUUUAUAUGUGUUAAUCAAGUAUUUACAUUUCAUGAUAUUAUCAUUAUCAUCAUGUAUGUACGUAUAAUUUUUAAGCUUUCAUUAGGAAUUCAUUAUUAUAUAUGUAUACACAAAUAGUUAUCAAUUGAUAUGUAAUAAUCUUGUCUCAUUUUGCAACCAUUUUCAUGAUACAACA